Peromyscus leucopus (white-footed mouse) is the source of this 538-nucleotide messenger RNA. It is a transcript of the gene Iqcf1, whose product is annotated as IQ motif containing F1. NCBI's taxonomy places the organism in Eukaryota, Metazoa, Chordata, Mammalia, Rodentia, Cricetidae. Gene Ontology annotation, molecular function: calmodulin binding. The record is from RefSeq and is a predicted model, not a curated record. Gene Ontology annotation, cellular component: acrosomal vesicle. The coding region runs from base 85 to 528 and encodes 147 amino acids. The transcript has 2 exons. Gene Ontology annotation, biological process: positive regulation of acrosome reaction.
CUCUGCUCUCUGCUCAUGCCAACGCUGGGGCAGCACAGACCUGAGGGGAUUUUUAACCAUCAACACCCAAUCCAUGUGUGAACAAUGUUCCAAGAAAACCAGGAGCUCUCUGAAAAGACCCCAGCUGUAAAGAUCCAAGCCUGGUGGCGUGGCACGCUGGUACGACGGGCGCUGCUGCAUGCGGCCCUCAGGGCCUGGAUCAUCCAGUGCUGGUGGAGGAUGAUACUGCUGAAGAUUAUGGAGAAGAGGCGUCAGGCGUUACUGGAUACCUUCCAACAGGAGCAGUGGGCAGUGGUCAGGCUGCAGUCCUGGAUCCGAAUGUGGCGUAUCUACAGGCGUUACCACCAGGUGCUUAAGGCGGUCCGAGUCAUCCAGUCUUACUGGAGGUGCCAUGCCUGCGCUUCACGGGGUGUCAUCAAAGGCCACUACCGAGUUACAGCCAGCCAGAUGCAUCUCGAGCUGGAGAUCUUGCUGGGCUCACAGCCGUGUAUCGUGUCCGAGUGUAUUCCCCUCCCAGUAAAGGAGUGAGGCGGUCUUA